GGCGCCGUAGCGCAAUGCAGACCGGUUUGUGCGAUCAUAGCGGUGCAGGCUGGGGUGUUCCCAUAUAUGAAGCUUUAAUCUGCACGAAUUCAAGCUUUUACUGCCCCCACACCAACCAUGCAGAGAGGUGUGUUCAUGGAGUCUCACCUUGGCAAGUUGGUCCCAUGUGUCCUGUUCCUGUUACUGCUCAUACACCUGUGCCUGGCUGCACCAGGUGGGACAUUCAGAGAGGACUCUGGAGAUGCCCACCCCUCUUCCGUAGCACUACGCAAUCCUUUUGGCUCUGGGGAGGAGGACCGCAGGCUGCUGCAGAGCUACAUUCAGUCCAGUCUGAAGGAUGGCCAAGGAGGACCAGAAAUCAUCACCAGGGAGCAAGAGGUGUUCUUCCUGUUUCAUCUUUAUGACUAUGAUCGCAGUGGGCUCUUGGAUGGCUUGGAGAUGAUGAAGCUACUUUCAGACUGUAACUCCCAUCAUGCACCUGGAGCACAGGCCAGUGAUGUGGUGGUGUCAGUAAUAAAUUUCGUAGAUAUGGUCGAUUUUUUACUGCGAACUCAGGAUCUAAACCAGGACGGCCUAUUGGCCCCAUCAGAGCUGCUGUCUCCUUCGUUACCUCGCACACAGGACUCCAGCAACAACAAUGCUCCUCAGCAGCAGGAGGUGGCAGCAAAGGAGAAGCCAUCAAACCCCAGUACUGAUGAGCAUGAGGCUGGAGUAGUGGAGCAGACAGAGGCUCACAAAGAGAUUCAGCCUCAAGAAGAAGCGCAAGCUCUGCAUGAUGUAAGUACAGAAGAGGAGGAAGCCAAUACACAAAUAGAUGAACAGAAUGGACAGCAACUCCCAGAAGCCCUAGCAGAAGAACAAGGGCAGGACCAUAUAGUGCCUGUACAUCAGGGGCAGCCAGAGAUAUAAAUGCACACAUAUCCACACACUAGAGGAACAUAUGGUUCGCUCUGUCGUCUGGCCUCUUGGGUCCAGCAUGUUGAAGACUGGAGAUCGAGUUAAAGUACCACUAUCACCUGACAGAACGUCUUUGUUACCCUCACAGAUGGUCCCUCUCUGGAUUUGAAUCCUGAGAUUUUACAGCCCAUUUCACUGGACUGUGAAAUGUGUAGAUUGUUAAUGAAACCAGUAUUAGUUUCAUUAUAAAUGCAAAGAUUUUUAGAGUUGUAAAGGGACAAAAGUUCUGAAUUCAAAAUGCAAUAUUGCCAUUAUUCUCCUAGUAGGUGAAACAGCUGAUUAUAUAAUUUUAGAUCAUUUCUAAGAUGUGCUUGAGUUGGAUCUUUUUUGCUUUAAUUGUAUUUAUUUACUCUUUUUUCUCAUACCUUAUUAUGCAGUAAUCCCCAAGAAUUAAAAUAGGUUUUGAUGCACUUACGCACAGUGCAGUAAGCAUUGUGUUUGGGUGAGGGCUAUAAUGUGUCUGAAUGAGUUGGGAACCAUGAAAUGACAGAAGAGCAUGUGCUGCUGUACUUAGGAAGGCAGGACAGUUCCCAUCAAUACACCCUUAGAUGUAAUGUUAAACUCAGUCUUUAUCUUCAAACCUGACAUGCAUUCAUAGUAUGAAAGGGUUUACUAUUUGUUGUAAUUUUUCAUUUGCUUUUUUAAGCACUUAUGCCUUUAUACAGCUGGAGACAAUAAAGCUAACAUUGCUUUGUCUCUCCCUGUCAUUCUGUCUCUUAUCUCACACAGUACAAACAGUGUAUAUUAUUAUACUAUAAAUAAAAUGAGCAAAGCUUAGAACAAAAACACAUUAAUGGUUUGUAUGGAUUAAUUAGUCUGGAUGUCUUCAUAAUAAAACACAGUUUGGUCAUGAAAAGGUUGUGAACAUGCUCCUAUAUAUAUGAACUCACAGUUUAGCAUAUGUGAUUAUUUACCUAACUAAAAGUAGCAGUGCCAUAGUGUAAAAAUACUGUUUCAAGGAAAGGUCUUGUAUUCAAAAUGUUAUUUAAAAGUACAACAUUAUUAGCACCAACAUGUACUUUAAAUACCAAAAGUAAAAGUAGCCUAUUCAUUAUGAA
Messenger RNA from Monopterus albus (swamp eel), 2015 nucleotides. It is a transcript of the gene cgref1, whose product is annotated as cell growth regulator with EF-hand domain 1. The record is from RefSeq and is a predicted model, not a curated record. The transcript is spliced from 7 exons. Gene Ontology annotation, molecular function: calcium ion binding. The coding region runs from base 118 to 909 and encodes 263 amino acids. NCBI's taxonomy places the organism in Eukaryota, Metazoa, Chordata, Actinopteri, Synbranchiformes, Synbranchidae.